Messenger RNA from Corylus avellana, 1662 nucleotides. RefSeq names its product nuclear envelope-associated protein 2. NCBI's taxonomy places the organism in Eukaryota, Viridiplantae, Streptophyta, Magnoliopsida, Fagales, Betulaceae. The record is from RefSeq and is a predicted model, not a curated record.
UUGUUAGCGAUACUGAUUGGCCUUCCAUUUCUGGAUCGUCGGAUGGCAUCGGAGGCUGACCAGCGCCCUCGGAUAUUACGACGUUGCAUUUAGCGUUACAGCUGCUAAGCUAAACAAGAACUGUAGAGGAAGAAGAAUAAGAAGACACAUAAUUCAAAAGCACAAGUCAUUUUCUCGCUGAGAAAGCUGUUUCUGGAACUGGGUUCUGCUCAAAAUCUGUGAUCCAGAUAUAUGAAAAAUUAAUGGCUUGCACUGCAAGGGGCGUGGCCACUGAUGCCUGAUCCUUAGCCCUGGAUUCAGUGUAUGGCCACAAUAUUAGAUCUUUAACAACAAAGCUACAGCCACCAGUUGAUCCAAAACUUUAUAGUCCUCAUGUCAGUUUCAGAGGAGAAACCAUCAUCUUCGUCAUCAUCCGUGAUGGAGCUGACGGCAUCGUCAAUGUCAGCUAGAGAAAUUGAUCCUUUGUUAAAGGACUUGAAUGAAAAGAAGCAAAGCUUCCGGCGGAAUGUGGUGUCGUUGGCGGCAGAGUUGAAGGAGGUUCGGAGCCGCCUAUCAUUUCAGGAGCAAUCAUAUGCUAAAGAAGCUCUAACAAGACAGGAAGUUGAGACAAAAGCUAAGAACAUGGAGGAUGAAAUUGGUCGAUUGCAUAAAACAUUGGAGGAGAGGAAUGCAAAGCUUCAGGAUUCAGCAUCUACUGCUGGGAAGUACCUCAAGGAGUUGGAUGGUCUUAGAUCACAGCUUUCAGCUAGUCAAGCAAUUGCAGAUUCAAGUGCUGCAUCAGCUCAAUCAGCACAGCUCCAGUGUUUAGCCCUUGUAAAGGAAUUAGAAGAGAAGAGCAGUUCGCUAAAACAGCAUGAGGAUCGUGUAAUUAGGUUAGGAGAGCAAUUAGAUAAUCUGCAAAGGGAUCUUCAAGCAAGAGAAUCUUCACAAAAGCAACUAAAAGACGAAGUUUUGAGAGUUGAGCAGGAUAUUAUGCAGGCUGUUACCAAAGCUGGAGCAAGCAAGGAUUGUGAACUGAGGAAAUUAUUAGAUGAGGUAUCUCCAAAGAACGUUGAGAAGAUUAAUAAGCUUUUGAUUGUUAAGGAUGAAGAAAUAGCAAAACUGAGGGAUGAAAUCAAGAUAAUGUCUGCUCACUGGAAACACAAGACCAAGGAGUUGGAGUCACAGUUAGAGAAGCAACGGCGAGCUGAUCAGGAACUGAAAAAGAGGGUGUUGAAGUUGGAAUUCUGCCUCCAGGAAGCUCGUUCCCAGACACGAAAGCUCCAAAGGGUGGGAGAGAGAAGGGACAGAGCCCUAAAAGAACUUAGAGAUCAGUUAGCAGCAAAACAACAAAAUGAAGCUCUGGGUGCUGAAAAACAAAAUUUCUGGGAAACUUCUGGUUUCAAGAUGGUUGUUUCCAUGUCAAUGUUGAUCUUGGUGGUGUUUUCAAAGAGAUGAAAUCAUUGUGUUAUCCAGUUCUUGUGUAUAAAGAAUCGACGCCUUUUAGUUUAAUUGAGGAGUUCAGAUAAAGCUGCAGAGGCCAUUUUCCUUGUAGAAAUGCACAUUUUAGAGGUUCUCUUAUGUAGUUUUAGCUGAGAAUGCCUUUUUGUUGUUCUCACUGUUAUUUCUGUUGCAUCAGUUGUACUCAUAACUUGAAUCAAUGUAUGGUAUUGUCAUUAUGUA